Aspergillus calidoustus is the source of this 441-nucleotide messenger RNA. Lineage: Eukaryota; Fungi; Ascomycota; Eurotiomycetes; Eurotiales; Aspergillaceae. The record is from the annotation of a GenBank genome assembly.
AUGGGAAAGAAUAAAGGCGCCGGCCAGCCACUGACACAGGAAGAAAUCUGGGACGACUCCGCUCUCGUUCAGAGCUGGGAUGAGGCCGUUGAGGAAUACAGGCUCUACCAUAGCAUCCACGCCAAGGGCGAAAACGUCGAGGAUGUCCUGAGAGAAGCGGAAGCUGCGGAUCAAGCUGAAGCUGAGGCUGCGGCCGCGAUUGGAGGCGCCGGGUCGUGGACGCGAGUCGAUGUCGAGAACGACGACGACAUGGCUGACGCGGAACCGGCGACGGCUGCGCAAGUACCAGAGGCGGCAACGACAAGCGGGUCUACGCAACGACUUGAUCAACCAAGGAAAGACGGAAGUACGGCGGCCUGGGCUGCUCAAGCGGGUGGGAUGCCGCAUCCCGUUUUCCCGCAAGGUAGGCUGGACUUUGUUCGUUUGCGAGGAACUUGCUGA